GGCUGUGCCUAGUUUGUGGGGAGAAUAACGUGCUGGGGAAUUCGGAUGUUGAACCCACAAAGCUGUAGGAAGGAAGUUAGGGGCUCCCUGAAGCUAGGGUGACGCUUUUGCACAUCUGAGACAGGAAGUGGUGGUUUGGGUGUCCUACAGAAAGUGACUGAUUAGACCCAGGGCCCAAUAUCUCAUAUACACUCAGCUUGGACUUUGCCUCUGUGGGAAUGUGGAGGCUUGCCUUCCCUGGCCACACCUCGAAUCACCGUCUUUCUUGAUACUGGCACCCAGAUCUAAACGUAUCAAGAAAGUUAAGAGAACUUGAGGGACCUUGGAGAGGUGAGAGCCCUAGAGAAACCCAGAGACCCCUGAGGUGGAGGUGAAAGAGGUGAAGAACCGAAAGGAAGACAAACAUCAGUUGAUUAGGCGUGAGAAAGAUAGGAAAAGUGCCCUGAGCAAAGGCUGGCCUAUCUCAACCAGUCUUCCAGCGAAUGUGGCCAUAAAAGCAGGUUUCUUCAAUCCUGCACACCUGAGGACUGCUUCCUGACCUGGGAGACCGAGCUUCUCCACUUUUACUACAGAGCACAGCAUGUGGAGCUACCUGUUCUGGCUACCAAUCAUCCUAGCUCUAUGGGCUAUCGCUGGCAUCUGGAUUGUAAGGGAAAGCUAUCCACGAGCCCCUCACUGACUUCCUGUAUUCCUUCCAUCUAUCUCAGUUUUGCAAUUGCCGUGGUUAACAGAUCUGUGGAUCUCCAGAAAGGCUUCCCCUUUAUCAGUAACUGUGGGUCUUAUGCUCCUCAGAGCUGCAUUUUCAGCCAAGUACUCAAUACAGGAGCUGCCCUAGCUAUUUGGAUCUGCAUUGUGCGCUAUCAUCAACUCCGGGACUGGGGCGUGAAAACAUGGCAAAACCAGUUGAUUCUGUGGUCGGGACUCCUCUGUGCCCUGGGCACCUCCAUAGUAGGCAAUUUCCAGGAGAAGAACCAGAAGCCCACACACCUGGUAGGAGCUUUCCUGGCCUUCAUCCUGGGCAACCUGUACUUCUGGCUACAGUUCUUUCUGUCCUGGUGGACGAAGGGCCUGCCCCAACCUGGGCCCCGCUGGAUUAGGCUUCUCCGCCUGAGUUUCUGCAGCCUCUCCACCAUCCUCAUUGUGGCCAUGAUCAUCCUGUACUCCCAACGGAUGCGUUCUGCCUCUGCUGCCUGCGAAUGGGCAGUGGCCAUGCUGCUCUUUGUGCUAUUUGGAUUCUUUGCCGUGGACUUUUCCAGCUUGCAUGGCUGCACCCUGCACUUAGAGCCCCAACUGGACUCCAGCCUCCCACAGACUCCCACUGGGUCUUCAAAUACACCGAUGUCACAGAUGCUCUGACUAGGCCCUGCACUACUGGCAGAGGAAGAAAGACAGGGCCAACCCAGGCUCACCCCAUGAUGAGCUGGAGGCUGAGGUGGACAGUCUGCCUGAUGGCGCACGCUGAGUGAACUGGUGCUCACCACUUAGAGGGGCAGCAUCAUGGUACCCACCUGUCCCAUGAUUGGAAGCACCCCAGGAAUUGAGAGGCGAAGACCAGCCAGCUGUCCCUGAUCAAGGCUAUUUAUUAA
Molecule: messenger RNA, 1586 nt
Organism: Myodes glareolus (Bank vole)
Lineage: Eukaryota; Metazoa; Chordata; Mammalia; Rodentia; Cricetidae
Source: RefSeq, a predicted model, not a curated record